This is a messenger RNA of Talaromyces marneffei, 1227 nucleotides long. RefSeq lists its product as uncharacterized. Lineage: Eukaryota; Fungi; Ascomycota; Eurotiomycetes; Eurotiales; Trichocomaceae. Bases 1 to 1227 code for a protein of 408 amino acids. The record is from RefSeq and is a predicted model, not a curated record. Gene Ontology annotation, cellular component: membrane; cytoplasm. The transcript is spliced from 5 exons.
AUGGCUGAUAGCGGCGGAGUCCAGCCUCCAGAAGAGCUAGACCGCUUUAGCAACCUCUUCCCCCUUCCGUUUCGUGUAGCAAUUUUGCUGGUGGCAGGCUUUUGGGGAUGGGGUAUUAAUCUUCACUACUUGUCAUUGGCGAAAAUAGAUGUUCCUGCUUUAAUUCGAUAUCCCUCGCGCUCCUCGCCGCAGCAACUAACGCAUCAUCAUUCGACCUACCGCCUGGCGACUCUUCUCUCGAUUCCCCUGGGAGUCUUUUUGCUCUUGUUUUGGAUGACAACCCGUGGCUCGACAGAAAGGGUUCUUGCAUGGGAAAUCAUUCCACAAAGUUACAUCGUCCUAAUCUUGGUCAUACUCCUCUUCCCGUUCCACCGUCUUUCGCGAAAUGGGCGCAGUAGGUUUUUCGCUUCUCUCCGACGAAUCAGUUUGGGAGGGUUGGCAGAGGCGCAAGAUGGGAAGUUCGGAGAUGUGCUCCUGGCGGAUGCAUUGACGAGUUAUUCCAAAGUUCUUGCGGAGAUAUACAUCAACUAUUGUAUGUUCUUCUCUUCGAAGGAGUCGAGCACCGGGAAGCCGAAUCGGAUGUGUGGAGGAAGACUUAUAGUUCCCUUGCUCAUUGCGAUUCCGUAUGCGAUACGAUUUAGGCAGUGUCUGAUCGAGUUCUUUCGGGUGCGGCGCGGCGGACACAAAAAUGAUGGAUGGGGUGGUCAGCAUUUGGCGAACGCACUGAAGUACGCUACGGCUUUUCCCGUGAUUAUAUUCAGCAAUAUGGAGCGCAAUUACAGCCAAGAGACAACCCAUGCACUUGGCGAAGUCGCUAUUUCGCGUCUAUGGGCCCUCUCCUGUUUUGUCAAUUCCGCAUAUUCCUUCUACUGGGACGUCACAAAAGAUUGGGAUCUAAACCUCUUCUCGCCAAACAGCGGCACCAGGCAGCGAGACUACCCAUUCGGUCUUCGUCCGCGGCGCAUCUUCCCACGCGACGAAAUGUACUACGGCGUUAUUGGCAUCGAUCUGGUCUUACGAUUCACCUGGCUAUCUCGCCUUUCCCCUCAUUUGGAUAAAGUGAAUAACUUUGAAAGCGGCAUUUUUCUGCUUUUAUUUUUGGAAAUUGCUAGACGGUGGAUUUGGAUAUUCUUCCGAGUCGAGACUGAAUGGGUGCGGAGUAAUCGCGGCUCUGGUCUAGACGAUGUAUUACUGAGCGAUUUUAAUGGGAAAUUAAACGAAACCUAG